This is a messenger RNA of Cylindrotheca closterium, 1053 nucleotides long. The record is from the annotation of a GenBank genome assembly. Lineage: Eukaryota; Bacillariophyta; Bacillariophyceae; Bacillariales; Bacillariaceae.
AUGACAACCAAACUUACUACACUUUUGGUGGUUGUAUAUUUCUUGGGGUUUGCCAGCUCAUUCGCGGUACCCUCAAUAUUCAUCAGUGGUGCGCGUGCCAAAAACGGACAAGGAGAAUACAAAUCACCAUCAUCAUCAUCAUCAUCAUCACAAUCACUGAAGCCAUUAUUGGCUACUGCGGCCAAAGCCAAUGAAGGCUUCCUCACAGUCUCUCGCUCUUCCUCCAAUUCCUCCGAAUAUCAAUUGUCCUAUCGCGUGGUGAGGCCAAUGUCACUAUCUUCCAAUCAAGCGGCCCCCAUUGUGACCCUUCAUGGUGGACCCUCCGUCCCCUCGAAUUAUUUGUAUCCUUUGGAACAAAUUGUGCCCUACCGAUCGAUUGUCUUUUGGGAUCAAUUGGGCUGCGGAAAAUCGGAUCAACCACAAGACUUGUCCCAGUAUUCGACUGAAGAUUCCGUCCAAGAUUUGAUCCUGCUGUUACAAAAACUGGGAGUGAGACGAUUUCAUUUAUACGGACAAUCGUAUGGAGGCAUUCUGGCCUUUGAAUUUCUGAAAUAUCUGGCCGAAUCAAGUGAGGACUUUGAUUUUCAAUGUCUCUCUUGUAUUUUAUCUUCGGCUCCGACCAAUGUAAAGGAAAUUGAACAAGAAGCGGAUCGAUUGAUCGGUGUAUUGCAACAGGACAAUCCGGAUGCCACACCCUUGGAACUAGGGGAUUUGUUUCGUCUGAAUCACCAGUGUCGGGUUGGACCUGACAUGCCACCCAUAUUAAAAGAAGCCUAUGACAAUGCCGGAACCGUUUGGAGGGGUACGGAUGCGAUUCAAGAUUACGUGGCAACCGCACCUACCUCAGCAGAUGCCUCUCGAAUGCCCUCCACUUUGAUCAUGAGAGGAGAACAUGAUUUCGUCUCUGCGGAAUCCGUGGAAGGUUGGAAAUCCGUCUUUAAUACCAAGUUCCUUCGUUACAAGACGCUCGAAGGUUGUUCUCAUCAUGGAAUGUUGGAAGCGGGGGCUCAAUAUGGGGAGAUUGUCGAUUCGUACUUUGGCGAGUACGACUAA